Messenger RNA from Carya illinoinensis, 1694 nucleotides. Its product is annotated as tRNA pseudouridine synthase A-like. The record is from RefSeq and is a predicted model, not a curated record. The transcript is spliced from 10 exons. Gene Ontology annotation, biological process: tRNA pseudouridine synthesis. Gene Ontology annotation, molecular function: pseudouridine synthase activity; RNA binding. Bases 247 to 1365 code for a protein of 372 amino acids. NCBI's taxonomy places the organism in Eukaryota, Viridiplantae, Streptophyta, Magnoliopsida, Fagales, Juglandaceae.
UUUCUUCACUUAUUGGAAAAGUUGCAAGUGCCAUGAUUAUCUGUGGUUCUUCACAAAGAAAGAAACUAAACUGUUGAAAAUGUCAAAAAAGAUGAAAUUGAAUCCCUCCGAGAAAAAAACAGAAAAGGCACUCGACGUAACGGUUCGGAACCUAAACAACACGGCGUCCAAACCCUUAAACCCUGAGCCCCCCAACGUCCAGAAUAAAGAAAACCCCUACUUGCAACUUCGGGGCUGUUUAGAUCCAUGACAGAAAAACCCAAGCACUUGCUAGACAGUGUCUCGGAGUCUCCUAAAAGGCCUCCCGAAGUCCCAAAAACCGCCUCCGAGUACAUAAGCGCCGACGAAGAGGAACAACAGCAACAAGUAUCUAUGAGUCCGAACCCGGGAAAUGGAAUUCAACGCUACCUGGUCGCGAUCGAGUAUAUUGGGACUCGUUUUUCUGGGUCUCAGCACCAGCCUAAUUGCCGUACGGUUGUUGGCGCUCUUAAGGAAGCUUUUCGUAAAUUUAUUGGCCAGCCAGUUUCAAUUUGUUGUUCAAGUCGAACUGAUGCAGGAGUGCAUGCCGUAUCAAAUGUCUGUCACAUAGAUGUUCAGCGCAUAAGCAAAAGGAAGCCUGGGGAAGUGUUACCACCUCAUGAGCCUAAUGUGGUCAGAAGAGCUGUGAACCAUUUCUUACAGAGGAAUGAAGGUGAUAUAAUGGUGAUUGAUGUCCGAUGUGUUCCAGCAGAUUUUCAUGCUAGAUUCAAAGCUCAAGAGCGCACGUAUUUCUACCGCUUGCUAUCUGGGCCAGAGCCUUUGUCGAUUUUUGAGAAGGACCGGGCGUGGCAUGUUCCUGAGGAAUUAGAUAUUCCUUCUAUGCAGGAAGCAUGCAAAGUUCUUGUUGGCCAUCAUGAUUUUAGCUCCUUUAGAGCAGCUGGUUGUCAGGCAAAAUCACCAAUUAGAACUUUAGAUGAACUCAAUGUUACCGAGGUAGUUUCAACUCCAUAUUUUCCAUCACUGAUUGAGAGGAGACAAGAGAAUUUAACCAAGGCAGAUGUUUGCGCAAGCUCUAACAAGCCUGAGAAUGACCUGCCUCUUAGAUCCAUUGAGGGGGCAAGUGACUAUAAUGGUGCAACUGUUCUUGGAUUUGGCGCAAGGAGAAGGCAUCGUUGCUUUGUGAUAACAGCACGGGCACGUUCUUUUCUUUACCACCAGGUUAGACUGUUCGUUGGUGUUCUUAAAGCUGUUGGGACUGGAGGAUUAGCAAUCUCGGAUGUUGAAAGAAUCCUAAAUGCAAAGACUGUGACUGCUGCUAGUCCCAUGGCCCCUGCCUGUGGUCUCUACCUUGGGCGUGUAAAAUAUGAUCUGCCAAGAGAGGAGUAAAAGGAGCCGUGGUUUUGACUGAACUGCAAUUUCUCAAAAAAAAAAACGGAGAGAUGCACCGAGGCUUUGAGAGAUUGGUGACUAAGUCGUGGGAAGGAAAUGCAAAGUUAUAUUCUGCAACGUAAUUGUCUGGAAUUUGUAAGCACCUAGAUGUGCAGAAGCUUGCAUCUCCAAAAUUAGUGAAGAUUGAGAGCUCAUUCUUCUGUAAUCUUUAAAUUAAGCUUUAUAUGACUUUCUUUAUGGCUGGCCACGCCCCGCACAAUACACUUGUAUUGCAUGUAGGAUAAAAUUAUGAAUAAAAUAAAAAAGAAAAAUCUAGUUACAAACAA